This is a messenger RNA of Paraglomus occultum, 274 nucleotides long. The record is from the annotation of a GenBank genome assembly. NCBI's taxonomy places the organism in Eukaryota, Fungi, Glomeromycota, Glomeromycetes, Paraglomerales, Paraglomeraceae.
AGAACUGGCUGUCUCCUCGACUAAAGGAGCAAUUGGACAUUUAUUAGGAGCAGCGGGCGCCGUUGAGGCUGUGUUUACUGUUCUAGCAGUGCAUAAUAAUAUCGUUCCACCUACACUGAAUCUCGACAACCAAUCAUCCGAAUUCCGUCUUAACUACGUGCCACAUGUACCCCAACAAAAGACUAUUCGAGCAGCGCUGACAAACUCGUUUGGGUUUGGUGGAACAAACGCAUCGUUGUGUUUCGCUAGACUGGAGGAAGGUUUUAGAGAUUGA